Messenger RNA from Quercus lobata, 528 nucleotides. Its product is annotated as nucleoplasmin-like protein NO29. NCBI's taxonomy places the organism in Eukaryota, Viridiplantae, Streptophyta, Magnoliopsida, Fagales, Fagaceae. The record is from RefSeq and is a predicted model, not a curated record. Bases 1 to 528 code for a protein of 175 amino acids. The transcript is spliced from 2 exons.
AUGGCACCUAAACGCAAAUCUACUCCAUCCUGGAACCCUCUUCAUUUCGGGGCAUCUUCUUCUUUUUCUCUCUCUUAUACUAUUCCAUCACACGUCCGGUUCCAUGAUGAUAAAGCCCAUAAGGACAUUUUGGAGAACUUCUCACAACGAGGCAUUCAUUCAAAACACCAAGUCGUUUUGUCAAACUUUUCCGACACUGACCUACCCAUUGUCAUUCACAGUAGGGGUUGGGAGUCACUGUGUGGCAUCUCAGUUACUUGCCCCUCUGUGAUCAUACAGGAGUUCUACUCCAACAUGCAUAGAUUCGACUAUUUAGUACCUCUUUUUAUCGCUAACGUUCGAGGUACGCACAUUGUAGUCACUUCGGAUAUUGUAUCCAAGGCUCGCCUUUGUGGAUUCGUAGAGUCUCCCUCUCCUUCUCUGAACGCACCUGAGGACGAGGACAAUGAUAGUGACUCUGACGACGAUGAUGAUGAUGAUGAGAAUGAGGAUGCUAGCUCUUCCGGUGAUGAUGAGAUGACUGCUUGA